AUGGUAAAAGAGCUCGAGUCCAUCAAGAGCCAGAACGGCCCGCCAAAAGGCCCCAUGUGCAACAGUUCACUGAUAAAGCGCAAGAGCAAUGGAACUGAUGCUGCGGAUGAAGGGGAGAAGAAGAAAUUAGCCCGAGAAAACGAAGCCCUCCGAGCCCAGAUUCAAAGAAUGAAAAUAGCUGCUGAAAACCAAGUAAGAAGCAGAGCAGAUGAAAAACUCAUAAACGGUCUCAAAAGGAAAGUAUAUGAGUAUGAGAAUGAUUUGGAAAAGUCCGAAGGUAGAUUGGCAAGAGCCCGGGCAAAGUUGGCGAAGAACGCAGAAGGACGGGCAGGGUUUGUUCAGCAAUUAAAAGAAAAAUAUGAUAGGGAGGUCGCAAAUCUAAAGAAAAAGCUAACUACCCGCUUUUUCUACCCUCGAGAAUGA
Messenger RNA from Nicotiana attenuata, 423 nucleotides. RefSeq names its product tropomyosin alpha-1 chain-like. NCBI's taxonomy places the organism in Eukaryota, Viridiplantae, Streptophyta, Magnoliopsida, Solanales, Solanaceae. The transcript has 2 exons. The record is from RefSeq and is a predicted model, not a curated record. The coding region runs from base 1 to 423 and encodes 140 amino acids.